AUGCCGGAGGCCGCGCAUCUGGCGCCGGUCGACAUCGUGCUCCUGGUGCUGUACUUUGUCGCCGUCGCUCUCGUGGGCCUCUGGACAUAUGCCAAAGGUAAGCGAUCAACCAACACGGAUGCUACAGACGAGUUCUUCCUCGCCGGCCGUUCAAUGGGCUGGCUGCCUAUCGGGCUGUCGCUCUUUGUAUCCAACAUCGGGUCCGAGCACCUUGUCGGCCUUGCUGGCACAGCUGCCACCUCGGGCCUCGCCGUCGGCCUCUACGAAUGGAGCGCUGGGAUCCACCUGCUCGUGCUCGGCUGGCUCUUCGCGCCAAUUUACCUGCGCGCGCGGCUCGCCACCCUGCCAGAGUAUCUCGAGCGACGCUUCUCUCGCCGGCUGCGAUCGCUCUUCUCGUGCGUCACGCUCUUCAUCUACGUAUUCACCAAGCUCAGCGUCUCUGUCUUUUCGGGUGCCACCGUCUUGCAGUCCGUCUUUGGCUGGCCCCGCUUCGCCGCCGCGGCCGGCCUCGUUCUGCUCACUGCAGUGUACACCGCGCUCGGAGGCCUCGCCGCCGUGAUUGUCACCGACAUGGCACAGUCGGCGGUGCUGCUGGUCGGGGCGCUCUGCAUGACGGUGGUGGGGUUGGAGCGGGUGGGCGGGUACGAGGCGCUGCGCACGUCUCCGCCUGCCAACAUGACGCAGCAGCAAUGGGAGGGCUACUUCCACAUGUACCGCCCUCCGUCCGACGAGGACUUGCCCACGCUCGGGCUGCUGCUCGGCCAGAGCGUGGGCGGGCUGUGGUACUGGUGCCUCGACCAGUCCAUCGUGCAGCGUGUCCUCUCUGCGCGCUCGCUCGGCCACGCGCGGGGCGCCAGCCUCCUCGCUGCGCUGCUCAAGGCACUCCCCCCUCGCGAGUUAGUUUUCGCAAGAAGCAGCACGAAAUCAAUCCCCCCCCCCCCCCCCCAGUUAGCUCAAACAGCGCUCCCGAUCCUGAUGAAGCGGCUGCUGCCGCCCGGACUCCUCGGGCUGAUGCUCGCCGCCACCGUCGCGGCUUGCAUGUCCUCCCUCGACUCCGUCUUCACCGCCGCCGCCUCCCUCUUCUGCCUCGACCUCUACCGCGCCCACUUGCACCCGUCCGCGAGCGAGGCCGAGCUGGUGCACGUCGGCCGUGCGUUCUGCGUCCUCCUCGCCGCGGUAACCCUCGCGUGGCUCCCGGUCAUCACCCUCCUCUCAGACCAGGUCUUCAUCUACAUCCAGUCCGUCUCGAUGUACCUCGCGCCUCCAAUCGUCACCGUCUACUUUGGCGGCGUCCUCUGGCGCAGGGCGACCGCCGAGGCCGCCACCGCCACCUUCUGCCUCGGCUACGCGCUCGGCGUCGGCAGGCUGGUCGGGGAGAUCCUCUGCAAGCUCUCGCCGCCCCGCCCCGCCUCGCUGCCCGCGCUCCUCUUCCUCUCCAACUACCUCUACGCCGGCUUCGUCAUCUUCCUGCUCUGCGUCACCACGCUCGUGCUCGCCUCGCUCGCCUCGCCCUGCCCGCCGGCCUCGCAGCUCGACGGCCUCACGGCGGCGUACUCUGGCAAGUGCCUCCCCCGCGUCGCCACGCCGCGCCUCAAGGACUUGCCCACCACGCGGGAGGCCGAGCUGCCCCUGCCCGCCGCGCCUCCAAACGACGAGGGGUGCGCUGGCAGCGCUGCUCCCGCCGCCGCGCCGGCGGCUCCGGAGGGCAUGCAGAUGGACGACGACGCCAUACGCCUCGGCACGACGCGCUCGCGGGCCGGUGGAUGGCGGGGCGGCGGGGCCUGCCGGGCUUGCUGCUACACCGCGCGCGCCGCCUACUCGCGGCUGGACUCGUGGGUGGGCGAGCACUCACACGCGGUCGGCGCGGCGCUCUCCGCCGGCAUCGUCGCCAUGUAUUGCGUCCUCAUCGGCGUUUGGUUGUGA
Messenger RNA from Emiliania huxleyi CCMP1516, 1923 nucleotides. RefSeq lists its product as hypothetical. Gene Ontology annotation, molecular function: D-glucose:sodium symporter activity. NCBI's taxonomy places the organism in Eukaryota, Haptophyta, Isochrysidales, Noelaerhabdaceae. Gene Ontology annotation, biological process: transmembrane transport. The coding region runs from base 1 to 1923 and encodes 640 amino acids. The record is from RefSeq and is a predicted model, not a curated record. The transcript has 3 exons. Gene Ontology annotation, cellular component: plasma membrane.